GGAAACUGAGAAAAUGCGGCAGCUAGAGGAAAAGAUCCAAAGCCUAACAAAGACCCUGGAGAACCUCCAGUCCACCAUGAAUGAGCAUUUCAACCCUGAAGGAAACAAAUCUGACUUCAGCAGUGGAGGAAGAACCCCCGCUGAUGCAGCUCAGCCAGAGAUGAAAGAAACAAUUCACAGCAUCCAGACUAAACUGGAUCAGCUGGACAACCGCACUCAGGCCCAUGAUAAAACCCUGGUCAACAUUAACAACCACCUGGUGAAUGGAAAAGGUAGCGAGAUGGAUGGAGAUGUUUCUGGAGGAGGACGUGAUCGAGAAAGGCUGAACACACUGAAGGAAGAGAUCCUGAGGGAGUUGGAAAGAAGCGUGUCGUUGUCCUGCUUAUCUUGUCAGGCUGGUGUGGAGGAUCUGCAGCAAAGGCAGCAGGAGGACCGGGACAGGAUUCGAACUCUGGAGAAGCAGCUGAAUGCCAUGGAUGUUCAAUACAAGCAGGAUCUGGACCAGCUGCGACAGGAUGUGGUGCGUUCCCAAGGAUGCUGCGACUCCAUCACUGACCUUCAAAAUCGCAUCAGUGAUGUUGAACGCAAGAUCAGCUCAGCCUCAGAGAACUUUGACCUUCUGCUGAACCGCCUGGAUGAGGAUCUCAGUAAACCAGAUGGUGAAUCCAGAGGAGGGGGGAGACUGACUGAUGGAGAUGAAAUCAUCAGACAGGGAGGGGGUGAUGUGAAGACAGACGGUACCCUGAAGGAUCUGCUGAAGGACAUGGAGUUUAGAAUCAACAGCAGUCUGAAGCAAACUGAGCAGAGCUGCUUACACUUUGAAAAUGACCUGAAGAACUACUUCCACAGAGAACUAGGCAACGUGAGAACAGUGCUGUUGGACCAGUUUGAUGACCAGACAUUCAGAAUCUCAGACGUAGAGUUGGAUGUAGAGCAAGUAAAGAGCAAUCUAGGCAACCAGGACAAGAGACUUUCUGAACUGGAGAAUAUUACCUCCACCAUGGACCAGAGGUUGGAGCAGUGUGUCUGUGCAGGGUCUAAAACAGGAGGGGGUACUGGGGGUAGAGGGGGAGAAGCAGGAGGAGGGGGUGGAGGAGUAAGUUCAGGGAAACAUGUCUCUGGAAUGGGCGGAGAAAGAGAAAAUACGACAGAGAAAUCUCUGGAAUGGAGAGUAAUCGCCAACGAGGAUCAGAUUCAGUAUUUCAACACUCGACUCAAAGAUCUGUCGGUGUCAGGAGACUCUCUGUACUCAAAGGAUGAAGUCCGUUUGCUGCUGGAAGAAGUCCGGAGCUGCACAGACCAGUGUCGAAUCAGCUCAGACACGUUCACAGGUGGUGGUUCUGCAGGCUCGGGGGUCUCUGGUAGUACAGGUGGUACUAGUGGACAUGGUCCCAGACUGGAUGGAGGAAAACUUUUAGAUGGCCACAGUGUGAUUGAAGGAUCCCUCAACAAGAACCAGCUGAAGACGCUACAAAGCGAACUGUCUGAGGCCAUCCUCACCUUCAGCUCUAUCAACGACACGCUGAAGGGUCUGGAACACACGGUGCAGAAACACGGCAGCGUGGUAACAGACCUCGGAAACACCAAGGAUAAGAUCAUUUCUGAACUGGACAAAAUCCAACAAGAGGUGACGGAACAUAUGGAAGAGAGCCGAGACUACCGGGACCGGAUGAAUCAGGAUGUCCACCGGUUCAAGAACAUGCUGCUGGUGGAGAUGGGAGACUGUAGGAGAUCUGGAGACGGCCUGGAAAAGAGGCUGUCGAAGCUGGAAGGAGUCUGUGGACGACUAACCCGAGUUUCUGACACCAUCGAUAAGAUCAGAGAAGGACUGAAUCAACAAGUGUCUUCUUUGUGGACAUGCGUUUCUGGCAUGAACGAGUCUGUCAUUCAGCAUGGAGGAACCCUGGACUUUAUUCAGAGGACCCAUGAUGAUGUUCACAGUAAAGUAAAGAACCUGAACUCCAGCUUGAACCACAUUCUUAGAUACCUGCAGAGUUUCUCAGACCUAACGGGCCUGCCAGGACCUCCAGGAGAGAGAGGCUUAAAUGGGCUACCAGGCCCCCAGGGACCUCCAGGACCACCAGGGCCUCCUGGACUUCCUGGACAACAAGGAGAAAGUGGUGCCCAAGGUCCUCAAGUUCAGGUCGACAUCCUGAACCACCCCUGGUUCCAUACUGACUAUGAUGAUUAA
Messenger RNA from Nematolebias whitei (Rio pearlfish), 2191 nucleotides. RefSeq names its product EMILIN-1. The transcript is spliced from 9 exons. Lineage: Eukaryota; Metazoa; Chordata; Actinopteri; Cyprinodontiformes; Rivulidae. Bases 14 to 2191 code for a protein of 725 amino acids. The record is from RefSeq and is a predicted model, not a curated record.